This is a messenger RNA of Spirodela intermedia, 2432 nucleotides long. NCBI's taxonomy places the organism in Eukaryota, Viridiplantae, Streptophyta, Magnoliopsida, Alismatales, Araceae. The record is from the annotation of a GenBank genome assembly.
AUGUUGGACGAGAAGAUGUCGAGCCCUCUGCCGUCGGAUUCGAAGUUUACUACGCUGCAUGCCAUUUUUUGCUUUUGGGGAUGUAGAUGUGAAAUGCAACCGAAAUAAUCUUGUAAUUGUUAGAUAUGAAAAGAUAUUGGAAGGAUAAUUGUGUGUUUUUCCGAUGAUUUGAUGGUACCUUCUAGCGACUAAUUCUCCCCUUUCUUUAGCCGUCGAGGCCUCUGCCGUCGGACUCGAAGUGUAUUACGCUGCAUGCCAUUUUUUGCUUUCGGAGCUGUAGAUGUUACAUGCAGCCUCAGUAAUCUUUGUAACUUUUGGAUGUAAAAGAGAUUGGAAGGAUCUCUUUUCGUUUUCCUAACGAACUGACACCUUCCAGCGAUUCACUGAUCCGUCUCGGUAAUCUCUACUUGGAUUGCAGCAUCUUUCUCAGAGUUCACGUUCCUGAAAUGUACGAGUGUUUUCGUAUUCUUCGUGUUCCUGAAUGUGGAACGCUUCUAAUCGGAUAUUUUACUAUCUGGAGUGCCUGCGGCGACUUUUUUUAGUUGACCAAUGACCCGUCAGCGAUUCGGCCGCGACUUAGCACCCGUUACUGCAGAGGGAAUUCCGAUUUUCGAGUUCCUUUAAGUGUUUGAAUGCCGUGCAAGAUUGAGAAGGAUCUAAUACUUCUAGGCUCACGAAUCACCCUAAGCAUUUGAAUGACUCAAUCUUCAACUUUCUAGCUGCAUCAGUUCCAUAAAUAUAGGACAUCAUGUGGAGACGAACGAAUUACAGAGAGGACUUGCUUCCAAAGCUCCCUGUAGCAUACUCAGGAGAGGACUGCUAGCAAAGUCAGUGAUUCUGGGCACAACUGCUUCAUGCAUCCUUCCUGUCCUUUCGGCACCAAUGAAAGAUCCAAACCCUGCAAAUAUACGGUAACUACACAUAAGUAAGAUGUCCUUUUCCUACCUUUGGGAUUUAUUUUUUCUCAUGCCAUUGAUGAUAAUGACACCCUUCAAACUGGUUCCAUCCAUUGCUCCAUUUCUGUACACUGGCACCAUCCCCUGCUAAAUUAUUUUCUCACCUUGGGGUAAAAAGGAGCAUGCCACAUGUGUACUCUGGUUUCUUUUCCUUCUUAACCUUUACCCUUUUUCCAAUUUUGAAGCACUCAGAUUCGAAAGCUGAACAGUGGAGUGAAAAUUCAAGGUAAUAUAUACUAACCAUUACCCAUUUUAUGGCUGCGGAUGAAGUAGCAUCGAAUGAAGAAUGGGUGUUUUUCUUCUUUUGAAGAGAUUGUUGAAGGAGAAGGAGCAGAGGCACAGGAGGGCGAUGUGGUUGAGUUCAACUAUGUUUGCCGGCGUUCAAAUGGGUAUUUUGUUCAUAGGUAGUUUCAAACAAUAACCCUCUUACGCGUUGGCCCUUUCAUCAUCAUCGAUUCCUCCAUGAGUGACCACAUGACAUUUUGGCAUGAUAUCCAUUUAUUAUUCUUUGCAGUCUCCCCAUUUUGAUGAUUUUGGCUGGCAUCAAACAAGUGUUGGCUUGUAAGCUGUGCCAGCAGUUCUCCUCACCCUCAGUCUGGUUUUUUUAAUGCAGCACAGUGGAUCAGUUUAGUGGUGAAAGCCAGCCUGUGAUACUUCAUUUAGAUGACAAAGAGGUUAUCUUCAUCUUUUAAUUUUUUCUUUUCUUAUCAGCUUUAUGUCUUUACAUCGUCCAAACUUCGUGGACUCUAUACGAUUAUCUGGUUUCCGAUGAAGAGCAGAUAAACAGUUGGUAGAUUUUACCGUGAUGAACUUGUCUUGAGUAGCAUAUUUCAACAGCGAUCAUCUCACCUUGAUACCCUACGCAGAUCAUACAAGGUCUAAAGGAGGUCUUGGUCGGCAUGAAGAUUGGAGGUGAAGGCUAUUUUAUUUCCUCUUUUAUUUACGUAUGAAUAUCUUUUUUUAAUUUUUAGGGUCUCAGAAUUGAGUUGAAUUGCCAUAACAAGACGAUAUUAUUUUAUUUUUUUAAAACUAUAUUGAGACAACGAUGAUGAUCAUGAUCAUGAUGAUUAACUUGCCUGAGAAACACAUCUGUACUAGAUUUUUUAUUUUAUUUUAUUUUUCUGAUAUCAGCAUAUUACUCUGAAUUAUUUUUCAGUAUGGAGACAUGAAUAAUCAAUUCAACCCAUAAAAUGCAUGUAAAUGAUGGAAAAAUAUCUCAGUUUAUCCGCAAAUCUUCUGUUUCAGGGAAGCGGAGGGCACUGAUACCUCCCUCAGCUGGGUACGUCAAUGAGAGCCUGAAACCCAUACCUGAAGAGGUAUAAUCCAUCAAAAUUUAUCUCGUAAUUCUUCUCAUCAUAUGAUUUUGUCUUGUUCACGAGGAUCUUUUAUUAUUUUCAGUUUGGGCCUCGGCGGAGCCUUCUCUCUCAUGCAAAUGAGUCUCUAGUCUUCGAGGUUCAGCUCCUGAAGCUGCUGUGA